AUGGUCGCACCUAUCAUUGUCCUUCUCGGCCUUCUGCUUCUGCUGGGGCAAGGCUGGUCCUAUGACUCUGGUUACUACACGCCGGAAGCUACAACGGCUUGGUGGACACCGACACCGACGUCCUACGUGUCAUAUUGGACCCCGUCAACGACAUACACGACUUGCUACACCCAGCAGAAUGUGGUGGUGACCAUCACCUCGAUCCUGCCUUGUCCAGCCACCUCGACGACCGUCUACUACGAAUGCUGUGAUCAAUGCGAGAAUAAUUGCUCCAAUCCGCCGACGUACAUUGGGACUACGACGGUCACAUCAUAUACCACGACGACGCCGCUGCCCCAGCAAACCAUCACUAGCAAUGGCCUAGUCAUUGUCCUGGUGGACUCGACAGCCUAUUCUAGCCCAACUUUGACGCCCAGCGUAGUUUAUCAAUUCAGCAGCGAUGCACAGGACGCGAGCUCCAACUUUUGGUCUGCUGGGAUGUUUUUGGCGCUCAUUGCAACGAUUAUGAUUCUUCUCUAG
Molecule: messenger RNA, 519 nt
Organism: Rhinocladiella mackenziei CBS 650.93
Lineage: Eukaryota; Fungi; Ascomycota; Eurotiomycetes; Chaetothyriales; Herpotrichiellaceae
Exons: 2
Coding region: 1-519 (172 amino acids)
Source: RefSeq, a predicted model, not a curated record